AUGCUGAAGUCUAGACGCAGCACCCUUCCUUUCUCCUACUUAGUACCGUACAAUUCUCGACCUUCCCUACCACGCGCUGUCUCUACGCCAUUGUUUCGUACUUUCAGACCACCACACACUGACCGAUCCCGGCCCUUCACCACUACCGCGUAUUCAAGUACUGGGCAUUGGUCGACUGCUGCAUUUGCGGCCAUCUUCUCCAGCGGCGCAUUCGUCUUCUACAAGAAUCAUAAAGCCGCUGAAGGACCGGCUGUACCUUCAAAGCACAUUGGAUCGGAUCUACAGGAGGAAGAGAUCGCCUUGAUGUCAGGCACACCUUUACCCGGACGACCCGGCAAUCUGACUCCAGACCAGGAGGCAAAGCUUCAAGACUUCUGGGUAGCUCUCCUCCAUACCUUCGGCGUACCAGACCUUGCAGAUGGAGAUCAUACAGCUGUAACGAACAGCAGCACGGACCACGUCAAAGAAAGUACAGACACCAUUGCCUCGGAUAAGCAGAAUAAAAAGAAAAGUGGAGGUCUUUUUGGAAGCAAGAAGGGCAAAGACGCGAAGCAUGGAGGCUUGAAUGGCGCAUCUGUCGUGGAGGGUGAAGACAAGUUCGAAUUACCCCCGGAACAGCUUCGCCAGGCAUUUUGGAGCAUGGUCAAGCAUGACAACCCCGACGCCUUGCUCCUGCGUUUUCUCCGAGCACGCAAGUGGAAUAUACAGAAUGCGCUGGUUAUGCUGAUCGCAACGAUGAAAUGGCGAAUGGCUGAGGUCAAAGUGGACAGCGACAUCAUCAGGCGGGGCGAAGCCGGCGCUUUAGAAGAUAGCCAGAGCGCGGAUGCUAAGACAAAGAGGGACGGUCACGACUUUCUCGAACAGAUGAGGAUAGGCAAGAGUUUCUUGCACGGCAUGGAUAAAGAGGGGCGGCCCAUAUGCUUUGUGCGCGUAAAAUUGCAUAGAGCGGGCGAACAGACGGAAAGUAGUCUUGAACGGUAUACUGUGUACACAAUUGAGAGUGCGCGAUUACUAUUGCACGAUAAUGUUGAUACGGCCGCAAUCGUCUUCGACAUGACUGACUUCUCACUUGCAAAUAUGGAUUACGCCCCUGUCAAGUUCAUGAUCAAAUGCUUCGAAGCCAAUUACCCGGAAUCCCUCGGCGUGGUUCUCGUCCACAAGUCUCCUUGGAUUUUCCAGUCCAUUUGGAAAAUUAUAAAGGGUUGGCUCGACCCAGUCGUUGCCGCCAAGGUCCACUUCACAAAAAAUAUCGAGGAAUUGAGCCAAUUUGUGGCCCUAGAGCACUUAUUGAAGGAGAUGGGCGGAAAGGAGGAUUGGGACUACAAGUAUGUACCACCACGGGAAGGGGAAAACGAGAAGAUGAAGGAUGAGGGGACGAGGGAGAGAUUAUUGGAGGAAAGGCGAGGUGUGGUGAUAGAAUAUGAGACGACCACGCAGCAAUGGCUGUCGGGGCAUAAGAAGGUGGAGGGGAGGAGGCGGGACUUGACCGAGAAGCUUGGAGCAGGUUAUUGGGAUCUAGACCCGUUCCUGAGAGCCAGAACGUUUUAUGACCGCACAGGGAUCAUUAGCCCUGGGGGCGGAAUAGACUUCUAUCCAUCGCGUAAGAAGGCGGAGCCGGUCGCGAACGGGGGACCGAUACCGGCUGGGCAUGUUGAUGAGGGAGUCGACUGA
Messenger RNA from Bacidia gigantensis, 1671 nucleotides. RefSeq lists its product as uncharacterized. The coding region runs from base 1 to 1671 and encodes 556 amino acids. The record is from RefSeq and is a predicted model, not a curated record. NCBI's taxonomy places the organism in Eukaryota, Fungi, Ascomycota, Lecanoromycetes, Lecanorales, Ramalinaceae. The transcript has 3 exons.